Molecule: messenger RNA, 3013 nt
Organism: Drosophila obscura
Lineage: Eukaryota; Metazoa; Arthropoda; Insecta; Diptera; Drosophilidae
Gene: nxf2
Product: nuclear RNA export factor 2
Exons: 7
Coding region: 108-2675 (855 amino acids)
Biological process (GO): poly(A)+ mRNA export from nucleus
Cellular component (GO): nucleus
Molecular function (GO): RNA binding; protein binding
Source: RefSeq, a predicted model, not a curated record
CGGCCAGUGCUGAGUAACCGGUCGAAAUCGAAAUUGUGAGCAUUUUUUCUUCUGCAUUUGUCAAAAGCGUCGCUUGACCUCACUGCCUCAGCCGAAGCGCUAAAACGAUGCACUCCCGGACCAUAGUCGCCAGACAUGUCAUAAACUUUUCGGAUGGAUCCGUGCCCAUCCAGGUUGAUUAUCCCGAUCCCAGGGUGUUUAGGAACUGCUCAAACUAUGCUGAUCGUGUUCCGGGCCUGAGCUGGAAUAAGUUUUCCAUACAUCAUCUGGGACAACUCGAGUAUUUGGAGAAUCCACAGCAAGUGAUUGUUGAAGCCAUCUUUGAUGCGGUCGACGGCGAGGAGUUCUAUCCGGUUGCCUAUGAGCGUGGUCCUCACGCCGACAACUUUCUGGCGCGUGCCUGCAAGCCGGCGAUAGACAAGCUAUUUGCCCAGAAGCUCUGCUUAAGCAUAUCUACCGGUGCCAGUCUACAGAUAAGCGUGCAGUUCGGUGUGGCCGCCAACAGAAGCAAUCAGAUCUCGCCUCCGCUGCUCGUAUCUCAGGAGGUCUCGCGCCUAAUGGAGCGUCUGGAGGUGCACAACGGCGUGCGUGGCGUGUUGAAUCUGAGCAACUUUGGGGCGAAUCCCUGUUUCAAGAACAUUGUGGUUAGUCUGGCAAAUGUAUCCACCCUGAGGCAAGUCUGCCAAAACAUCUAUCACGAUGACCGGUUUAGCGCGGUGAAUGGAUUCAUUUUCGCGGACAAUCAAAUGAAGAGCGUGGACCCGCUCAAGCUGUUUGGCGAUGUCGAAUAUGGACUCCUGGAUCUCAGUGGAAAUAAGAUUGGUUCUUCGGUUCGUCUGUGCCGCGAAUUGAAUCGUGUUCGUGCAAAGGAACUGAAGCUGGCUGACAAUCCCAUCACGAAGAGUUCCAAAUAUCCAAAUAGCAUCAAAGCGCUGCAGGGAAACUUCAGUAUGGUGGAUGGCAUACCCUACGACAAGCUCCACAGCACCUAUACGCCCCUGAACCAUGAUAUCGAUAUGGAGUCGGAUGGCAUACGCAUUGACUGGACCAACAAAUGGAAGCUGGCAGACUUUGAGCAUAGUGAAGAUUGGCAUGCCUUUCUGGUACCUGAUCCCAUGCACCUGUUAACUGAACAACAGCUCUUUAGUUUAUUCUUUAUUACGGCGAACCAAAUGCUGACCGAGAUCUAUCCCUGCUAUUACAAGUUUGACGGAAAGGAGCACAUUUUUAUGGUGCGCAACUGCUUCGAACAGAUUGCGUAUUUGGUGCACAGCUGUAAUCUGGAGAUAAAACUACCCGAAAUGCAGCCAAAGUUAGAUGACCCAGAUGUAAGCAUGGAUCCUCGCACUAUUCCGUUCUAUCUGCGCAUGAAUGUCAUCCGCUUCCAACUGCAUCAUGUGGAUCCCCAGGAGAGGAUUACCAAAUGCAUUCAGAAGUGCUAUGUAGUCCAGAAUCGGCUGCUCAAGUUGUCGGACUUUCAGGCAACCGAAGGCCUCAAGGGCCUUUGGGUCCACAUGGGCUCCACGAGGAUUCUGAACAAUAUGCUGACGAUUAUCUCACGCUUGUUCAUGUCCAACUGCUCGGAGAUCCGUCUGUGCAACAAUAAUAUUCUCCGGAUUGACGACGCACGCGUCCUGUCGCGAAUGGGCAACCUGAGGGCGCUAGACCUGGGCCACAAUUGGAUACAUGAUUUGGAGCACAUCAAGGCGCUGGGUGAGCUGCCGCUCAAGUCGCUGCGACUCCAUGGCAAUCCGUUGUGCCAAAAGUACAGCCUCCCCAAUGACUAUAUCCAGGCAGUGCUGGAAAUCUUCCCUCAACUGACGACGCUGGAUGGGGUGGAUCUGAGCAGCAAGCCGGGCCAGGCGCCGCAGAAGAACUUCCUCUGUGACAUUGGGGCCUACGAGCUGGUGGGCGACGUAUUUCUCCAUAACUAUCUGCGCGAGUUCGAGCAGGCGGACGAACGGGCCAAUCUCCUGAUGAAAUAUUACACUGACGACUCGAUAUUCACCAUGACCUGCAGCUAUGUGAUUGAGCGCGCACCAUCAUUUAACACGCAUAUCAACAAGCGCAUCUCAAAGUACAACAGGCACUCGCGAAACAUCAAGAAGUGGUCGGACUACAGCAAAGCCACAAACGAAUUCCAUGUGGGUGUGACGGAAAUCAUUGACGUGCUCAUGGAGCUGCCGAGUGUCGUCCAUGACUUUAUCUCCCUACAGACGGACGUGAUGCACUUCAAUGGCCAGUCGGCGGUUAUUCAUGUGACUGGUCUGAUGCGCGACGACUCUCCGAGCACCCAUAACCAGAAGGAGUUGUAUUUGGCCUUUAGCAGGAACUUCGUACUCAAGGUUGAUGAUCAGGGAUUGGGCUUUGGCAAGAAGUCUUGCCGCUUGAAGAUCGUCAAUGACCACUUGAGCAUCAUGAAUCCCUCGAGGAACCAGUUGAAAAGUGCGUUCAAGGUCUGCCCACUGCCAAAGGAUCGCGUGAUGGCGCCAGCAUCCGAGGAUUCACUCGAAGGCAAGAGCGACAAGCUCAUAUUUUUCCUCGAGCUAACCGGCCUAACGUCUCCUUGGUGCACAAGAAUCGUGGAGUCGGCCGAAUGGGACUUCGAGCUGGCCACCAAAAUGUUUCUUAAAAUGGUGAAAAACAGUGAGAUUCCCGAGUCGGCGUUCCUCUAGAGUCUAGACAGACACUACCUAAUGUUUUGUGGAAACCGAAUUUAAUUGAGGAACCAAAGAAGAAAUCAAAGACUAGCAACUAAUAACAUGUGCCUUCAACCUACCUUACCGAAUACAUAUUAAUAUUUAAGCUACUCUCCAAAGAAAUCAAAGCUUAAAAACUGCCAUGGAAAACCAUUUGGAUUAUUACUUAGAUGGCCAAAAAAACAUUUAUUAUUAUAUUAAAGAGUUAUUCACUGGCAAUACACGAAUCAUCUCCACGAAUUACUACUACACAGAGACAUUCAUAGCAAAUACACAUGUAUAUAAGUAUAAUUGUUUAUAUAUCCAUCUCCAAC